GAUUUGUGAAGAGAAGACGUCCAUUUUGUUUCAGAGCAAAAACAACCGCCCCGUGCGCACGAGCCAGCUCUACGCGCAGGAUGAGAACGCCGCCCACACCCAGCUGUACACAAACCACUUUGAGCUAAUGAAGACCACUGCUGGCAAGAGAAGCCCCCCCAUCAAGCCCCUGCUCGGCAUGAACCCCUUCCAGAAGAACCCCAAGCACGCCUCUGUGCUGUCGGAAAGUGGGAUCAACUACGACAAGCCGCUGCCUCCCAUUCAGGUUGCAUCUCUGCGUGCAGAGCGGAUUGCCAAAGAGAAAAAGGCCCUGGCUGACCAGCAGAAGGCGCAGCAGCCAGCCGUGGCUCAGCCCCCUCCCCCGCAGCAGCAGCAGCCCCCACCGCCACCUCAGCAGCCACCACCACCACUGCCACAGCCACAGACCACGGGCAGCCAGCCGCCAGCAGGACCGCCAACUGUGCAGCCUCAGGCCCAGGCCCCGGCCCCAGCACAGCCACAGCCUGUGCAGGCUCCGCCAAAGGGGCAGCCUGCCAUCACCACCGUGGGCAGCGCUGCAGUGCUGGCAGGAACCAUUAAGACGUCAGUGACAGGAACAAGCAUGCCAACUGGCACCGUGAGUGGAAAUGUGAUAGUGAAUACCAUUGCGGGUGUCCCUGCAGCCACCUUCCAGUCCAUCAACAAGCGCCUCGCCUCGCCUGUGGCUCCUGCUGCCUUGCCUGCAACUGGAGGUUCUGCUCCUGCCCAGGUGGUUCACACCCAGCCACGAGCAGUUGGCUCCCCAGCCACAGCCACCACCGACCUGGUAUCCAUGACAACAACUCAGGGUGUUCGAGCUGUCACUUCAGUGACAGCCUCAGCUGUGGUCACCACCAACCUGACCCCGGUGCAGACCCCAGCACGGUCUCUGGUGACGCAGGUGUCCCAAGCCACAGGGGUCCAGCUUCCAGGAAAGACCAUCACGCCGGCACAUUUCCAGCUCCUGAGGCAGCAGCAGCAGCAGCAGCAGCAGCAGCAGCAGCAAGCCUCCCAGGUGCAGGUUCCGCAGAUGCAGGGCCAGGCCCAGUCCCCUGCUCAGAUCAAAGCCGUGGGCAAAGUGGCGCCGGAACACAUCAUCAAAAUGCAGAAGCAGAAGCUGCAGCUGCCCCCGCAGCCCCCACCACCGCAGGCCCAGCCAGGGCCCCCCCAGCCCCCAGCCCAGGUGCAAGUGCAGCCGCCACAGCCCCCACAGCAGCAGAGCCCGCAGCUCACCACAGUCACGGCUCCACGGCCCGGAGCGCUGCUCACGGGCACCACGGUGGCCAACCUCCAGGUGGCCCGGCUUACCCGGGUUCCCACUUCUCAGCUGCAGGCGCAAGGGCAGAUGCAGACCCAGACGCCCCAGCCGGCCCAGGUGGCCUUGGCGAAGCCGCCGGUGGUGUCCGUCCCAGCGGCCGUGGUCUCCUCGCCGGGAGUCACCACCCUGCCCAUGAACGUGGCAGGCAUCAGCGUGGCCAUCGGGCAGCCGCAGAAAGCAGCAGGGCAGACCGUCGUGGCGCAGCCCGUGCACGUGCAGCAGCUGCUGAAGCUCAAGCAGCAGGCCGUCCAGCAGCAGAAGGCCCUCCAGCCCCAGGUUGCCCAGGGCCCAGCCGCCGUCCAGCAGAAGAUAACAGCACAGCAGAUUGCUGCCCAGGGCCCACAGCAGAAGGUCACCUACGCCACCCAGCCAGCCCUGAAAACCCAGUUUCUCACCACACCCAUCUCUCAGGCACAGAAACUGGCCGGGACUCAGCAGGUGCAGACCCAGAUCCAGGUUGCAAAGCUUCCUCAAGUUGUGCAGCAGCAGAGCCCCGUGGCCGGCAUCCAGCAGGUGGCCUCCGCUUCCCAGCAGGCUUCUCCGCAGACGGUGACGCUGACACAGGCGACGGCGGCAGGGCAGCAGGUGCAGAUGAUCCCUGCGGUGACGGCGACGGCCCAGGUGGUCCAGCAGAAGCUCAUCCAGCAGCAGGUGGUGACCCCUGCGUCAGCCCCGCUUCAGACACCUGGUGGCCCGAGCCCCGCGCAGGUUCCGGCGGGUUCCGACAGCCCGAGUCAGCAACCCAAGCUGCACAUGCGGGUCCCCGCGGUCAGGCUGAAGACGCCCACCAAGCCGCCGUGCCAGUAGUUGGAGGAGCGGGCGCUCGCGUCUGUGGGAGACGCUGCUGCGUGAGAUGCGUGCGCCCCGGGAGCUGUCCCUGAGGCAGCGGCGGGGUCGCCCCCGCGGGAAUUUGGCCCUCCCUGGCCCGCUGGCCCGCCUGCUGGUCUCCCUUGUCACUUUCUCCUCCAGAGCAGCAGGCUGGGCUUGGAGAGCCACGUCGAUUCCUCUGUAGUGCGCAGAGCUCCGCCCGUGCAGAGCCGCGAAGGAGUCCCCGGUGGUGUCUGCCACGUCCCGUCUUCGGCCACCUCAGGGGACAGGCGUCUGCAGGCAGCACCCGCGGUCGGCUCCCCCUUCCGAGGGAGAGCAGCCAUGGUUUGCUUUGACGGGACGCACUGAGUCUGUGCACACGUGACACGCCCAGCUUGCGUCCGAGGGAGAUGCCCAGUGGGGCCUCCCCGGUCCCACAGCCAGUGUGAUUUGUUUUCGUUUAAAGGAAACUCGGCGCGUUCAUGACGGGCCCUGGCUUUGGAUAAAGCUCUAGGUCCUGGGUGUGCCCAGCGUCCCCCAGCACACGGGCAGCCUUGUGCUCCUGUUCCAGUCGCACGCUGUGAGGUGCAGAGUGAGCCUCACAGGCUCCCCUGCUCCUCACUGGGACGAGGCCUGGUGUGGGGCCUCGAGUAGCUCCUCUGUGGAUAGCGUCCUGGGUGGGGCCACAGCGCGGCCCACCCGGGGCUGCGGCAUCCUCGGUGGUGGCAUCAGGUGUUUGCCACGGCGUCUCAGGCGUGGUUCUGCCAGCAUAAGUGGAGAAGUGCCUGGGCUGGUCGUGAAAGGGUUGCAAGACAGGGAGCACCUGCUUCUGUCUGCGCUUAGGCAGGGAGCAGACGUGGCAGCCUCCCUCCCUGGGCUCUCCCCAGGCAGACAGGGCCGUGUCCAGCUGACCUCGUGCUGAGCCGUUCCCGUUGUUGGUCCAGGAAGGUAGGUUCUGCUGAGCUUUUGGACGCCAAGUAUCAGGCCGCACACACUUCAAGAUUGCUGACUUUUUCAUCGCCUGGGCCCUGUCCUGACGUGCCCCUUGGGUGGCAUUGAGGAGGCUAUGUCCUCUGGGGUCCCCUCACCCUGCAGCCUGUGUUCCACUCCCUGCGAGCUGGCUUUUGAGUCCUUGAUGAGAAAUUUGGACAGACGUAAAGAUGAGAUGCUGGAAGGAAGGGACUUAACAAACAGUGCGUGCAGCUUAGCACAGAACACGGGGACCCGUUCCCGUGGCCGGCCCUGCCCGUGCCGGUUUGGUCAGCACCGCGUCCCCGCCCUGUGAGCGUGCCCCUGCUGAGUGCACUGCGGUCACCUUCCACACAGCCAGCCCAGCACGGGCCUGCUGUCCCCUCUGGACGCCUGGGUGUGUGGUUCCCGAGAUGCUGCUGCUGACAAGGGCACUCCGCGUAGUCGCUCAGAUCCUCCUCCCAGUGUGCUGUUCUUGGCCUGUUUUAAAGGUUACCCUGCCCAGUUAUUUAAGAAGUAAGUGUGUGUGUGGGAAGUUGUCGUCUAGCCCUCCUCCCUGCAAGCCCACACCAUCUGUGAAUCGGAGGUUUUCAGGACGUGACACAAGGCGGCGGCCAGAGCACCGUCCGGACCUGGGUGGGCUCCGUGGGAAGCAGAGGCUUGGAGCCCUGGUGGAGGUCUGGGGCCUGAGCAGGGGUUUGCCCUUGUGUGUUCUAUGUUGUUGUUUUUGUUAAUUAUUGUAACUAGAUAGCUGUUGUGUUUUAAUCUCUAAAGGAACAGGACUGAAACUGUAAAUACUUUGUAAACAUGAGAGUUUGUACUUGAACAGUAGGAUUUUAAAAGGGCCCUGAUAUCCUGCCAAACAGAAGGCAUAAUA
Lepus europaeus (European hare) is the source of this 3989-nucleotide messenger RNA. Its product is annotated as E1A-binding protein p400-like. The record is from RefSeq and is a predicted model, not a curated record. The transcript has 14 exons. Lineage: Eukaryota; Metazoa; Chordata; Mammalia; Lagomorpha; Leporidae. The annotation marks the transcript as partial.